UGGAUUUGAUUUCUCAUUCUUGACUUUUACUUUGUAUUGUCAUUAAUUGUGUGUCAUUUUGUUUAUUUUUGUUCAUCUUAUUUGAUCAAUUGAUUAUAAAUUGUUCGUUUUCUAUUUGAUUGUAACCGAGCUCAUCAUGUAUGCAGGAUCUUCUACAUCAUCUUCCAAACCCGAACCUCGGGACAAGGAUAGUUCAAAGGGGCGACCAAAUUAUGUUCAGAAAGCAACUCUUGCUGGUCAUACCAAAGCGGUUUCAUCUGUUAAAUUUAGUCCUAAUGGUGAAUGGUUAGCCUCGUGUUCAGCUGAUAAAUUCAUCAAAAUCUGGUCUGCCUAUGAUGGUAAAUUUGAGAAAACCAUCUCAGGUCAUAAACUGGGUUUAUCUGACAUUGCCUGGUCAACCGAUUCCCGAUUAAUUGUUUCAGCUUCAGAUGAUAAGACACUUAAAUUGUGGGAAGUUGCCACUGGUAAAUGUUUGAAAACAAUGAAGGGUCACUCAAAUUAUGUUUUCUGUUGUAGCUUUAAUCCUCAAUCAAAUCUAAUAGUUUCCGGAUCAUUUGAUGAAUCGGUUCGCUUGUGGGACGUUAAAACGGGCAAAUGUUUAAAAACGCUUCCCGCUCACUCUGAUCCGGUCUCAGCGGUUCACUUUAAUCGAGAUGGAACUUUAAUCGUGUCAUCAUCUUAUGAUGGUCUCUGUCGUAUUUGGGAUACAGCCUCAGGUCAGUGUUUAAAGACCCUCAUCGAUGACGACAAUCCACCCGUUUCAUUUGUCAAAUUUUCGCCCAAUGGGAAGUACAUUUUAGCCGCAACUCUAGACAACACCUUGAAACUUUGGGAUUACAGUAAAGGAAAAUGUCUCAAACUUUACACUGGCCACAAGAACGAGAAAUAUUGUAUCUUUGCCAAUUUCUCUUGUACCGGAGGUAAAUGGAUCGUUUCUGGAUCGGAAGAUAAUCUUGUUUACAUUUGGGAUCUACAGACCAAGGAAAUCGUUCAAAAGCUUGCUGGACACACGGAUGUGGUCAUGUGCACCUCUUGCCACCCAACCCACAAUAUAAUUGCUUCCGCUGCUCUGGAAAACGAUAAAACAAUAAGACUUUGGAGAAGUGACAAUUAGACCAAUUUAAUUGUUGCAACAAAUCGAGGUGAAGAAACUAAAUCAUUGAGACUGAUCAAUUUUUGUAUAAACCAAACAUUGGAAAUAAACAAAAAACUAAAUUGUUUAA
Molecule: messenger RNA, 1223 nt
Organism: Panonychus citri (citrus red mite)
Lineage: Eukaryota; Metazoa; Arthropoda; Arachnida; Trombidiformes; Tetranychidae
Gene: wds
Product: WD repeat-containing protein 5
Exons: 2
Coding region: 137-1114 (325 amino acids)
Cellular component (GO): Set1C/COMPASS complex
Molecular function (GO): histone binding
Source: RefSeq, a predicted model, not a curated record